Messenger RNA from Hemicordylus capensis (graceful crag lizard), 756 nucleotides. RefSeq names its product nucleoplasmin-like. NCBI's taxonomy places the organism in Eukaryota, Metazoa, Chordata, Lepidosauria, Squamata, Cordylidae. Gene Ontology annotation, biological process: positive regulation of DNA replication; chromatin remodeling. Gene Ontology annotation, molecular function: chromatin binding; RNA binding; histone binding. The record is from RefSeq and is a predicted model, not a curated record. The coding region runs from base 106 to 672 and encodes 188 amino acids. Gene Ontology annotation, cellular component: nucleolus; nucleoplasm; cytoplasm. The transcript has 8 exons.
AUGCUAAGCACCUGUUGAUCCCUUAUAAUGACUCUGUGAGGGGUGAGGCUGUGUUGAUCUUUCCUGGGAAGGUGAAGUUUGUCCUUUGAUAGUCCUUUCUGAGAAAUGGAUCUGGAAGUCAGCAGUCACUCAUAUGAGAUCACUACCUUCGAGAAGCCGCUCUGCAAGAUGUGGGGGUGCAAGCUAGAUGCUGGGAACCCAACUUUCACAGUUGACCUCGUAAAGGAGUGGUUGGGUGAGCAGCAGCUGUGUCUGAAGACGGUCUGCCUAUCGGGGAGUGCCAAGGAGGAGUUCCAUACGGUGGAGCUUUUGGUUCCAAAGAAUGGCAAGGAAACUGCUCCAGUCCACUUGGCCACCCUGAAGCCUUCAGUGCUCCCAAUGGUCAGCCUAGUUGGAUUUGAUAUGAAUCUUCCUGUCACGUUCAGACUAAAAUCGGGAUGUGGACCUGUCUACCUUUCUGGGCAGUAUCUGACAGAUGGCCCAUACUGGAGUGAGGAGGAAGAUGAGUCCCAGGAAGACCAAGAGAUGGAGGCAUCUUCCAAGGACGACUCUCCCGUAAAACUUGCCAGGCGUCCCUCCGCCAAGCAUGCAGCCGUAACCAAGGAGCGACAAGAGCAUCCUCAGCAGAAAGGAACAAGGGACAGAAGAAGCCAGCAGCAAGAGGAGACUUGAAUAUAUGAAUUCUGAUGGAAGGUCUUUGGGUCAAAGCAUCUGGAGCUACACAAUGCCACUAAAAGAAAUAAAAAAUGUAUUCUA